Messenger RNA from Dicrocoelium dendriticum, 846 nucleotides. NCBI's taxonomy places the organism in Eukaryota, Metazoa, Platyhelminthes, Trematoda, Plagiorchiida, Dicrocoeliidae. The record is from the annotation of a GenBank genome assembly.
AUGGAAAUUACUGUUACCGUAAAGAAGCUCAAACCACAGUAUUCAAUUACACGUGUGUCUCCAGUGGUACUUGUAUAUUCUAAUCAGUCACUGGAUGACGAUGACGACUUUGUUGUUCGUUCAGGUUAUCCGUAUGGGGUACCUGAUGGAUCAGUUGGAGGUCCAAUGUCUUCGUAUUUAAUCUUAACGGAGAGGGUACGAGCUGGUCGAGUUGACGAUGGAGGACCGCCCGCGUUCAUUCACUUCCCUCCUGUCAGCACUGUCAGUGUGCAACCCCAUCGCGACGUGACGAACUACUAUCGGUCUGCAAGUUUGGGGCCCCGGAAGUUGAUUGUGCAUAAGGGAAGAGCACACAAAUUUUCCUACAGUAUUGCUUACGCGUACUAUGGCAACCGGUUUAAUCAAAUCCAUCAGGGCUCACACGUUGGCUAUGUGGGUGCGCGAAAGCAGUUCAUCAACCUGGGAAACCCUGGCGACGGUUUUUACGAAGCGACCAACUAUAUUUCUUGGAGCUGCGUCCUUAGUCUUGGAAGCCCACACCUAAAGCCAUCGGACUCCGGUACCAACGCACAUAUGUGGGCAGGCUUACUGAUAAUCGGAACACUACUUGUGGGUUCAAUUACCGCGGUAGCUGUUUGGUACCGCCGUCGCUAUAUUCAUUGGUCCACACCAGACUGCGAAACCGAGCAACGCAAUCUCCCCAUUGUGCGUACGUUCCGCGCUACAUUUGUGCGCAAAACGACGGAUCAAACGAGUGCGCGAAGGGAGGACAGCCUACUCAUUGAACCGCUGCUUUCCACCUCACUCGACUCAUACAACUCCACACAGUAUUCGGAAUUUCUUUGA